Manacus vitellinus (golden-collared manakin) is the source of this 2636-nucleotide messenger RNA. RefSeq names its product ras-related protein Rab-18-B. Gene Ontology annotation, molecular function: GTP binding; GTPase activity. The transcript has 5 exons. Bases 31 to 504 code for a protein of 157 amino acids. NCBI's taxonomy places the organism in Eukaryota, Metazoa, Chordata, Aves, Passeriformes, Pipridae. The record is from RefSeq and is a predicted model, not a curated record.
GUCUCAGGUGUUGAUUUUAGAGUGAAGAAGAUGGUGGUGGACGGCCGUGCAGUACAGCUUGCCAUAUGGGACACGGCAGGACAGGAGCGCUUUAGGACACUGACUCCCAGUUAUUACCGAGGAGCUCAAGGGGUUGUUUUAGUGUAUGAUGUUACAAGAAAAGACACUUUCACAGGACUAGAAAGCUGGCUGAAGGAGCUGGACAUCUAUACCUCCAAAAGCAACACUGUGAAGAUGUUGGUUGGCAAUAAAACUGAUAAGCCUGAUCGUGAAGUAGAGAGGAAAGAAGGACUCCAGUUUGCUAAGAAACGCUCCUUGCUUUUUAUAGAGACCAGUGCCAAGACACAGGAUGGAGUGCAACAUGCCUUUGAGGAACUAGUCAGAAAGAUCCUGCAGACCCCAAGUCUUUGGGAUAAAAGCACAGAGAAACGGGGAGUCCAGCUAAUGGAAUCUUCAGCACAGCAGCAUAAAAGUUUAUGUGGUACAUACUGUCCACUUUCUUAAAUCUACAGGUGGCUGUUCUGCCUGAAUGGAGGGGACCUGAAAAAAAAAAAAAGGGGGGGUGGGUGGGUUCCAAGCACUAAUCUGUGCCGUGUUUGACCUGCCACCAGCUGUGCAGCUCCAAAACACAAACUGGGUAGCAAAAUACAUUUGUGUUCAUUAACAAAAUCCAAUUUCUCCUUCCCUGAUGCACAACUGCUAUCUGCAGAUAUUUUUCUGGUAACUCUGAGAUUUUUUCAGUAUUUAAUCAUAGUGCUGCUUAGAGUGUUGUGCUCUUGCUGUAUGGCAGUCAACGUGGACUUUUUCUGGAAUUCCUGCCUUAGCAGAAAUAAGGGAGUAUUCCAGUUUGGAAUGUUGAGCAACUUCUCUUCCCUGGCAUGGCAUGGGAGUUUUAGGCACCCAUUUUAGGCACCCAAGUUCCCUUAAAUGUAGUUAACAGUCAGGAGUUACCCUGAGCAGUGGACAUAGUUUGCUGAUUUUAAAAAGUCAGAAUUGCUACCUGUCCCCUGACAGUGAGCUGACUUACUCCUUAAUGUUAGGGUUGUCAUGAAGAUGUACCUGGGAUCAGGGGUGAAAUGGAGCCAUCCUUUUGGACUGGCUCACACUGGGGGUCCUUUUUGCAGCCAGUGUGGUUCUCUGCAAACUCACAUUCCUGUCCUCACUCAGCAACUGCAGGGCUCCAACUAAAUUUAAUAGAAACUGUGCUGGCUAUGGAAGAAGUUCUGUUGCCAAUCCCAUUAUGAAUUUAUCUUUUUACCUUUUAUACCUCUCUUGCCAUUGUAUCUUGGUAUUUUAAGUUUUUAGUCAUUGUAACUUAAGGUGGACCUUGUAUGUAACUUGCCUUGCUUCUCUUAAUGCAAAUAGUUUCUACUAUUAGGCUAUGUUUGACCAUAAAACAAACUUACAGCUUUAUUUACUGCUAGUCAUUCAAAAUAUUUUAAGAUGUUAAGAUGGCAACCUUGCUUUAAAUAAAUUCUGACCCUUAGUUUUCUUUAAAUUAAAUCUGUAUCUUCUGAACAUGUUUGUGUUCUUGCAAACUAUAAAAACCUGCUUGUAACCUGCAAUAUAGAUCUAGGGUAAGAUUAAUCUGCUCACUUCAUAAUUUGAAAUGCUGUUACUGAAACAGUUUUUAAAAUAUUACACUUAUUUAAAUAUUACAUGGUAUACACUUGGAGAAGAUGGAUAUGUGUAGCUGUUCUAUACAACUUCUUGAGCUAGAGGUGAUGUAGAUUCAGUGACACUGGUGUGUAAGAAAUGUGCUUUUAAUAUGCAUUGUUUAGUUCUGCUAAAUGUCAUGGAACAAGAAUAACACCAUACUGUCAAGAUGCAAGGAACAAGACUGGUGCACCAAAAGGUCUUGUUUAAAGAGCACAGUACACAGGAAAUAUUAGAGCACAGCAGGCAAGCAAAACCAGGAACUAGUUACAGCUAACAUGCACCUGUACAGUACUCUCCCUCCACCCCCCAAAUAAUUACAGAGCACAGGUACUUCCAGAAUCAUCUCUGCAUUUUCUUAUUAAGACCUAUCUAAUAAUAUUGUAUAUUCAAGUCUCCUGAAAUAUAUAUACAAGGUCUUCUAACAGUUAAGAUUUCUUCAGGCCAAUUAGAUGCUCUGGAAGCCUUUGCCAGAUUUGGAGCAAAGGCAGCCAUAAAUGCUGCAGGGAUGAUGAUUUGGACCUGUAGCUCAGCUACUUUGUCCUUCAGCCUCCUCCUUUUAGGAGUUGCUGCAUUGGUGUCAAGACUGUAUCCCAUCAGGUAGCACUUCCAAAGGUGUCUUGUAGAAAAUAGGCUGCUUAAAUGUUGUAUUUUAGAACCACGUGCAGGUACUUUCACAUAGACUAAAAAAAGUGUCUGUUUUAUCAGCUGGCUCAUCAUACAGGUGCACUCAUGGGUUGUUUAAAAUUUGUCCUGUGUCAGUAGGAAGAGACUGGGAAAGAGGGCAGAAGAAGUAGCUUGUUCCCAAAGACUACCUCAUUCUGAUUUUGUGGCUGGAGUUGUGGCCAAAGGACAAAAAUUCCACCUGGUCAGUCAGUGUCUCAGCACUAAAAUGCUUUAGAAGUGUGGGACCCUCUGUGAAACCUCACUGUACAAAAUACACUAUUUACAGCCUAAAGAUCAGUAAAAGAUUGGACUGA